Messenger RNA from Liolophura sinensis, 1542 nucleotides. Its product is annotated as dual specificity protein phosphatase 14-like. Gene Ontology annotation, cellular component: cytoplasm. The record is from RefSeq and is a predicted model, not a curated record. NCBI's taxonomy places the organism in Eukaryota, Metazoa, Mollusca, Polyplacophora, Chitonida, Chitonidae. Gene Ontology annotation, biological process: protein dephosphorylation. The transcript has 2 exons. The coding region runs from base 425 to 1015 and encodes 196 amino acids.
UUCGGCUGCGUGCAUACUAAGCGAAAGCUCAGUUGUAGGUUGAACAACUCAAACGGUUGGGGGUUAAGUGUGUACAGCUCUUUUAUUACAGAUGCCUAACCACACACACUACACAACACACUGAUUUUCGUUCGGGGACCUGAGAGAUUUUAGCGCGGUGCAGUCCGAUCAUUAGGUCGUUACAGCUGAACAACGCUCCGUGUCAAUAUUGACAAGAUACAACAAUCAGCGACUGUCUGCAGCCCGAAGACGUGGGCUGAACAUACACUUGGAGCAAGCUGUUGGUGAAUGACAUAUGGGCGAUCGCUAGCUACACCAACCCCCAGGCGUUUACAGACAGAGGAUCUGAAGUCUUGCGGGUCAGUUCAGCUGAAGAUUUGGCGCCUGUCUUAUCCCAAAGUGAUCCUCGUGCACUUGAUCCAAGAUGUCGUACGGAUUGUUUACCCAGAUUGCGGAAAUCACAGACCACUUGUAUCUAAGCAGUGCGGCAGCCAUUACCCCAGAACGCAUUCGUUCCUUAGGCAUCACUCACAUUAUCAACUGUACCAUGGACAUUCCCAACUUGAACCUGCCAGAGGUUGAAUCUCUUCAGAUACACAUUGAUGACUCGGCCAAAGCCUAUCUCAGUGUUUAUUUUGAACGCGUUGGAGAGAAGAUUCACCAGGUGGCUGGGCGUGGGGGCAAAACACUAGUGCACUGUGUAGCUGGUGUGAGCAGAUCUGCCACUCUAUGUAUAGCCUACCUCAUGGCUUACUACGCUAUGACUCUGGAAAAGGCCCACGCUCAUGUUAAGUCUAGGAGAAGCGUCAUUUACCCUAAUGUGGGCUUCUGGCGUCAGCUCAUAGAUUACGAACGUCGUAUUUUCGGACGAAACUCGGUAAAAAUGGUGACCUCAGGAGUAGGAGCUGUCCCAGAUGUUUACAGUGAGCGUGUACGGGGUAUGGUCUGGUACCCCACAGCAACCAACCACAGUCCACCUGUAUCCUCCAGAGUGUCACGGUACAGGACUUACUGAGCAAUGGGGCCAAGUCUAGGCAGCCUGUCACGAUUUCAUGUAGUAUUGUUUAGACGUAUUUGCCCAACCUCCUCCACUUCCCCCACCCACCACCAACAGCACCACUAAAAAAAAGCCAUGAGAAAAAAACGGGACUUUUUCGUACUGUUCUUGGUGUGACAUAAGUCUGACAGGAAAACAUGGAUUGUGACCAAGAAGCAGUGUACAUGUGGGCAGGGUUCUUCUAUCAUUGUGGUCAUGGAGAAGUUAUCACGAUUAGGAAAACUUGUGCCGAUCAAGAGCAUCAAUACCUCACAGAAAUGAAAACCACUUUCGAUCCUUACCAUGUUGUCAUAUACAUGCAGAGAGAAUAAAGUUGUAACCUGUGUUCAAAGGCAACAAGGUUUUAUUUGUCUGUUAUACUGUAGGGUUGUGAAAGACGGAAACAAAGUAUGUUAGCAAAACUCUUUUAUGAGCAAAACUUACUUGUUAGGGGUUGUUUGCACAUGUACAUGUAGGUAAAAAAUAGCCAAAAGAAUUUUGACAAU